GUCACCUCUGCCCCUCGCCAUUGGCUGCCGCUUCAGCCCCCGCCGGCCAAUCAGCCACGGCUACGGUGACAUCAGCUUAGCAACCAUACCCCGGCACGCGCCGAUAUAGGGAGGGGGGCGUGGCCGGCUCGGGCGGUGAGUGGGUCCCCCCUCCUUCCCUGAAUGCGUCUCCGCCUUCCUCACGGUGACGUCACCGACGAGCCGGGCGGCGAUUGGUCGACCCUGACGGGCUCUUGCUGUUGCUGUGUGGGAAGAGACGGCUUUGGCGCUGCCGGUUUCUGAUGAAGAGCCGGGAGAGGGGAAAGAGGGGUGCCGUCUUUCAGAGAGAGAACCCCCGAAGAUGAAACCUGUAAAGAAAGCUGCAGGUCCAGGAAACAGCAAAGCAUCAAACUCCACCCGCAGCAAGAAACAGAAAAGAAAGGUGGAGGAAGGGAGGCAGGAGGAAGAGGCUACAGAGGAGGAGGCAUCGGAGGAAGCAGUCGAGGAUUCGGGACCCCACCUGGCAUUCGUAGGUGCGAGGAAGAUGCAGGUAAAAGUAGAGCCUGCAGUGACAGAUAUAGCAGGGACCCGGAUAAAAGAGCAGGAGCAGCCGUCACAUAACUCAGAACAGAUGAUGGAGGCGGAAACGCAGGCUGGCACAUCUCAGGUUUGCAUGGAAACAUCUAACAACGACCAAGUGAUAAGUAAAGGGGUGUAUGAGCCUCCCCGCUGGGAAAUGCCUUUGAGCAGGAAAACUGCAACUUUCAAGUCCAAAGCACCCAAGAGAAAGUAUGUGGAGGGUCAAGGAUCACAGGAUGGCCAAGAAGAUUCUUCCAGUAGCAGCGAAGGACCUCCUGCACCUCAGGAGUGCAUUUUGGAACAGUCAGCUACACCUGCCAUUGAAACGGAAGACAUAUGUCCCUCCGUCAGGUCUUCUAGUACUGAUACGGCCAGCGAGCACUCUGCUGAUUUAGAAGAGGAAGCUGAGAAAGUCCAAACGGAGAUGGAGCCACCAGCUAUGUCUUGGCAGGAGAUUGACACACGAGAACAUCUGCAACCACAGAAGAUCCUGGCCAGGAAAGAGGACGCCUUCCACCUUUGCCAAGUAAAGCAAGUACGUCGAAACCAGGAGCUUGGAGUGCUGUUUCCUGGCUCACAGACCAUAACAUUCUUGGACAUCAUGCAGGAACCUGUUCUUAUAGACCAGAUCCCAGCACCAGGUGAAGUAGAAGUUGGCUCAGCCGUGUGCGCGUGUGUCGGACCAGAGAACACAACUUUCCGAGAAGGAACUGUUGUAGAAACAGUUCAGAAUCCACUGUCUUAUAAAGUGUGCUUUCAACAGAGCCCAGGUAGAAGAGACCGAGACUAUGGCUGGGUCCCGCACAAUAGUAUUCGGCUUCUGCGGUUCCCAAGGUGUAAAGAGCCAAUAAUGGUGGUUCCACGAGUAGCGGAGGAGAAGCAACAAGUGACACUUGGAAGAUUCUCGACGACACAUUCUUCUGAGCAGCAGUCAGGUGGGUCAGUGGAGAUAUCGGCGUCAGAACAAAAGCAUCUUGAGGAUGCCGAGGUCUCGAAGAUAAGCUUUAGUAUGCCUGUAAGUGAAGAAAAGUUGUCUUCUGUACAGCACUGUAUCCUCUCCCCACCCAAGUCACCUGCUUACGGGAUUAUGAGCCGCUUACCUGAGCAGCCGUCUCCCUUACUAAGUCCAGACGCAGGAAGCCGGAGCAGUUGUAGUAGCGUAUCUUUGGAUAAAUGCAGCACGCCGGGAUCCCGUUCCCGUACCCCUUUAACAGCAGCACAACAGAAGUACAAGAAAGGAGAUGUAGUUUGCACCCCGAAUGGUAUCCGUAAGAAGUUUAAUGGGAAGCAGUGGAGGCGACUGUGUUCUCGGGAUGGCUGCAUGAAGGAGUCACAACGUAGAGGAUACUGCUCCCGACAUCUGUCAAUGAGGACGAAGGAGAUGGAGAGCCUGUCUGAAGGCCGAGGGGGCCGAGAGGGGAGUGCAGAGUUUGAGUGGGAUGACACUUCCCGGGAUAGUGAAGUCAGCAGCAUACGCACGGACUCGCGCCCACGCCUGGUGGCGGCUGCAGACCUCUCCCGCUUUGACUUUGAUGAGUGUGAAGCUGCAAAUAUGUUAGUGUCUCUGGGAAGUUCCCGCUCUGGAACGCCAUCCUUCUCACCUGUUUCUAACCAGUCUCCAUUUUCCCCGACACCAUCUCCCUCACCUUCUCCACUGUUUGGUUUCAGACCAGCCAAUUUUAGUCCUAUCAAUGCAUCCCCAGUCAUCCAGCGAGCAGCCCGCAGUCGUCAUGUCAGCGCAAGCAACCCUAAAGGACAGGCAGUAUUAACCCCAGAGAUGCUGCACCAUUCCCACCACCGAGAGAGGCAAACUGCUGGCAUCCUUCCCUCAUUCCAGACUAACCUUACCUUCACUGUACCCAUGAGCCCUAGCAAGAGGAAACCAGAUUCCCAUCAUGGCAGUGCCAGCUCAGCUGCCGACUUUCAGAAGACUGAUAGCAUGGACUCAGGGGUGGACUCUGUCUCUCAUACCCCAACCCCAUCCACCCCAUUUCGAUCUGUAUCACCUGCCAUCUUUCCCCGAUCUCAACAGGCUUCUCCAUCUUUGCUCCUGUCUCCCCCUGCUGGCCUGACCUCUGACCCUAACCCUACUGUUCGUAGGGUCCCAGCCGUGCAGAGAGAUUCACCAGUAAUUGUACGCAACCCAGAUGUCCCUCUACCCUCAAAGUUUGUGGAAAAGCCUUCUGAUGGUGGAUCUCGUGGUAUUGGUGGAGCAGUCACAGGGAGUGGCAGUCCCAGGCGUCUGGGUAAAGUAUGCUCCAAGGAGCUUCCUUCUAAGACUCAACUCCAGAUACCAGUGCCCAUCAAUGCCACCCAAAUACAGAAUGUGGCACGAUCAUUGCCAUCAUGUCAGACCAGCUCCGGAGAGUCGAUCACCUGCACAUCAUCUGGUUCUUUAGAUCACCCUCCAGCCGUAUUCAGCGUCUCCUCACCAUUCCAGCCUGUCGCCUUCCAUCCAUCUCCUGCCGCUCUGCUGCCAGUUAUCGUACCCAGUGACUACAGCAGCCACCCUGCACCUAAGAAAGAGAUCAUCAUGGGACGGCCAGGCACAGUCUGGACUAACGUGGAGCCGCGAUCCGUUGCUGUCUUUCCCUGGCAUUCAUUGGUCCCAUUUUUGGCUCCGAGCCAACCAGACUCUUCCGUCCAGCCAACCGAGGGGCAGCAGCCUGUCAGUCACCCUGGGGCCGCCAGCCAGAGCAAAGAGCCCCCCGAAUCUGCGUCGGUGACAAACGAGGCUGUGCCUGUGCCAAGCGGUGAAGAUGAGCGGUGCGGAGUUACCCUGACCGACACUACGCCGCAGCUGCCCAGUGAGGAGCCUGCGAGACAGUCCCAGCACCAGGAGGUCACAGCACAAGUUACAACAGGGGACCGGAGGCCUGAUAGUGAGACGGAGAGCGACCAUGAUGACCCAUUCUUUACCAUUGGACCCUCUGAAAUUCCGCUGCAGUUGCAUUCUGGGAAACGCAGGACUCAGUCUCUCAGUGCUCUCCCCAAGGAGCGAGACUCCUCCUCUGAGAAAGAUGGGCGGAGCCCGAAUAAGAGGGAGAAGGAUCACAUUCGCCGUCCCAUGAACGCCUUUAUGAUAUUCAGUAAACGCCACCGGGCCCUGGUGCACCAGCGUCAUCCCAAUCAGGACAACCGCACAGUCAGCAAGAUCUUGGGCGAGUGGUGGUACGCUCUGGGGACCAAGGAGAAGCAGAAGUAUCAUGACCUGGCCUUCCAGGUAAAAGAAGCACAUUUCAAGGCGCACCCUGAUUGGAAGUGGUGCAACAAAGACCGUAAGAAGUCCAGCUCAGAUGUGAAGCAGGUGAUGCCAGGUCCCUGGGGUGUGCCCAAAGAAAUGAGGGAGCGAAGUAUGUCUGAGACUGGCACCACAGCUGCCACAGGAGUUUCCCCAGAAAUUGCCCCGUCAGGUCUGCUACUGGAAUCCAAGCACGGGGCUCCCUCAUCCGCUAUGGCACCUGGAGAACGAAUGCCCACAUCUUCUACUGCUGCAACCCAGCUAACACGUCCCCGGGCGUUCUCCCAUAGUGCUGUGCAGAGCAUCGAGCACCGCGAGGACAGCCAGGCUCUGCAGGAACUGAAGCAGAUGUGCUCAAGUCGUUCUCCAUAUUCCAAUCAGAAGGCAGCGUUUGGCGGUCCGGAGCCCACGGCAUUCCCCAUGCCAACACACAGUGAGAGUUCUGCCUGCCCGACAUCCCGUGCCUGUCCGACCCUUCCGGGACCCUAUCGCCCUCCGCGCACCGCCAGUGAGGACAUGACCAGCGAUGAGGAGCGGAUGGUCAUCUGUGAGGAGGAAGGCGAUGAUGACGUCAUUGCAGAUGAUGGAUUUGGCUGCGCAGACAUAGACCUGAAAUGUAAGGAACGGGUCACAGACAGUGACAGUGAAGGGGUGUCUGGAGACGAGGCGGAAGCAAAGGGGGCAGCACAAGGGGUCUUCUCACCUGUUAUUCGCUCCUCCUCCCUUUCUGGGAACUUUCCACUUUCCUCCGAGGACUUGAAAUCUGAAAGAACCCUGAAUAUCGCUCAGUCGCCCAAGCCUAAUGAUCACCCUCAAGCCACUUUCCCUCGUGGGUAUCCUCCACUUCCUCCAGCCAAACCCCCUCCUCGGCAGCCGAGCCAAUACCAAGCAAAAAGGCCACCAGAAGUGCGAUUCACCAUGGUGGACCCCGCAGCCAGCUACAAGAGGAAGCGCAGCUUAGAGAGUGGGGGCCAGAAGGUUGUAAUAGAGGCAGCCCCUCCGGUUAGUCAGUACACCACUCAGUCUGUCAUCUCUUCUACUGCUCCCCAAACUUAUGUUCUGCCCAGUAUACCUUCCCCAAACACCUCAAGCACAGUGUAUUCAUUACCCAGACCCUAUGAUGUGCAGCGGGGGACCCCAGAGAGCCGCUCUAUUGUACCCAAUGUAGGGACUGUACUCGUGUCAGGGCCACAAGGAUUCGGAGUCCUUUCCCCGGGCUUGAAACCAGCAUCCACCGUGGUGACUAAUGUGGUGAAACCAGUAAGCAGCACACCUGUGCCCAUAGCAAGUAAGCCAUUACCAGUAAGCAGGAGCAGCAGCAACAGUGAGUUAUGUGACGGGCGAAUACCUGGUUCUCCAGUGGGCAUUGGAGUGGUGUAUGCCCAUGACCGGAAACCAGUGCACCAACUGACGUCUUCAGCAUCUUCACCACUUCCACAGGGAAAACCAGCGGGUGGACUAGUGACUAACCUGCUGGUGGGGGCGCCCAGCUAUGGACAGCCAGCUCCUAGUUCUGGAAAUGGUACUGGACCUGCUUCAGUCACAGCUCUGCAGUUUAUUACCCAGAAUCCCGCUGGUAGCCCUAAUGGAGCUGUGCCACUGGGAAUCCUUCAGCCGCAGCAACUGCUUCCUGCAGCACCGGGCAAGCGGGGUAGUAUCACCCAAGUACAGUAUAUUUUGCCCACAAUACCACAGCAGUUGCCAGGGGGCAUCCAAUUCACUCUUCCACCUGGAAAUGCCAAGGUGAUAGCCACCCCUCAAGCUGUUCCGAUCGUCCAGCCUGGGCCAGCUGCCAGCCCGUCGCUGGGUAUUAUGUCAGCAGCUGGCAAAGCCCAGUCUGUUUCUCCAGCCCCUUCACCAGGGAGUUGUGCCCAGCUGCUGCCCGGUCCAGGAAUCCUGUCCCCCAGUACUCCAGUUCAGGGCAAGAUGCUAGUUCCUGUGACAGCACCUCAUGUUACUGUGCGGACAGGCCCCGCAACACAGUUACCGCUGGUGACCUCUGCUUUCCCUGUGCAGAACGGUGCCCAACCAACCAACAAGAUAAUUCAGAUCACUCCGAUGCCCAUGGUGCAGCCGCCAGCUCCAUCCCAGAGUGCCUUAGUGCCCCCAGUUAAUUCAACACUCCAGAGUGCGAUUCCAGUCACCAUGGCGACUGCAACCGUCAUGGCGGCGACUUCUCAACCGCAGAAAGUCAUCUUACCUUCUACUCGGAUCACUUACGUGCCGUCUGCGGCAGGCCCCACACUACCUCUGGUGACCACCAGCUCACACUCCCAGACUGCUACACCAGGCACGGCCCCUUGUGUACAGACGACACUUGCGGCCGGCUCCAUGGCUCUUGGCUUUACCACAAUAAGUCCAAGUGGUCAGACCAUUGUGCAGCCACUGCUGGCAGGACAAAGCCAAAUUCUUGCCCCCGGGCAGGUAGGUGUUUCUCCGGCCUCCACGCCUCCUGUACCCCCGAGCAGCAGUAGCCAGGUGUUAACAGCGAUAUAUCCCUCAGUCGGGUCCAGCACACUGGCUGUGACAGCUGCUCCUCCUGCACAAAACCUGGUGUACACUGUGGCCAGCACAGGCAUCAUGCCAUCAGCACCUACCACCAUACUGCCUAAAGCGGUCACCUCUCCACCGACAGUCAGCGCAUCAUCCACAGGAGGGAUCUCCUCGCAUGUCACAACAGUCACUGCCUCCUCGGUUACGUUCAGUCUAGUGGCCCCGAAGCCUCAGCGAAACCUCCCGAAGCCUCCCCAGAAAGUAAAGGCCACCAUCGCCAACAUCCCAGUGGGAUCGUACGAGGCCUCCUCGCCCUCUCCCUGCGUGCGCUCCACAACCCGGCCAGCACCUUUACCGCCACCACGUGAAGAGACAUCAGAACCAAAGUACCCAUCAGAGUCUCGGGGGACACCCAUCGUCCGGGAAGCUACAACAGAGCAGUCUUCUGCCCCGCCGAGCCCCUUUCCUUCCGCCCCGCCUCGAGAUCCGGCUCCGGGGAAGCCAAGGUUGCCCGUUCCAGAAGAGCGAUCAUCACGGGACAUGUGGGCAAAAAAUGUUACGGAGGAGAAGUCUGCUGGGUCCCCUCUACAGAGCUGCACCUCCUCCAUGGCUGACGUGAAAAGGGAACCUCCACCGUCACCUACUGUCAAGAAGGAGUCAGUGUAUCAGCCAGAAUGGAAAGCCACUGUGCCAGAGAGCCGCCCAGACUCAGCCCCUGCUCCACCCGCCCCUCCCCCACCCUCUUCCCCGGUGGCAUCCGCUGCCUCCACAAGUGUUACUGGGUCUCCGGGUGAGGCUGGCAGGUCUUCAGGACCCCCAUCUGAAGGUCCGGACAGAAAAGACGCCCCCGUGAAAAAGCCCAAGUUACGUCCCCCGCCCUUGAAGAAGACAUUUGACUCUGUUGACAACAGGGUCCUGUCUGAGGUGGACUUCGAGGAACGUUUUGCGGAGCUUCCUGAGUUCAAGCCAGAAGAGGUGCUGCCCUCCCCCACACUUCAGUCUCUGGCCACGUCCCCCCGAGCGAUCCUGGGGUCAUAUCGCAAGAAACGUAAGAAUUCUACUGAUCUGGACUCCUCCACCGAGGAUCCUAUCUCUCCUAAGAGAAAGAUGCGAAGACGUUCUAGCUGCAGCUCGGAACCCAACACCCCCAAAAGUGCCAAAUGUGAGGGCGACAUCUUCACAUUUGAUCGAACAGUGACUGAUCUCCUGGUUUGUCCCAUGACAGGGAAUGAGGCAGAUGACAUGCUGGCUGAGUUGGAGUACGAUAAAGUCCCCUACUCAUCUCUACGCCGGACCCUUGAUCAGCGACGAGCCCUGGUCAUGCAGCUCUUCCAGGAGCACGGGUUCUUUCCAUCUUCUCAGUCCACCGCUGCCUUCCAGUCUCGCUUUUCAGACAUCUUUCCCACCAAGGUUUGUCUUCAGCUAAAGAUUCGUGAGGUGAGGCAGAAGAUCAUGCAGUCGGCCGCGUCAACAGAACUGCCCCCCUUCCCUGAGCAUUCGUCCCCCAGCACCUCAGAGACUGGACCUUCUGAAAUUAAGCCCCCAUCACAGGAUCAUGCACUUCGGCCCGCUGAGCCCCCUGAUGCCACUUGGGAGGGAGGACAAGAACCUCCCGAACCCUCAAGCAGCAGAUGAGUGCUCAAGGCUAAGGGGGUAGUCCUUGUGUAUAGCCACCCACUGAACUCUAAAGACUGGGGCGGAUCUCCUAGGAGGAUUACCCAGGGUUGAGGUGGUGGGGAGGGGGGGGGGGGGUUACCUGCUCCCCCUUUACCCGUAUCAGACUUUGCUCCCUCAUGCACAGACAAUCCACUCAUUCCUUGGCAGAAUGUGUAACCAUAGAGACGUCCAGACGGCGGGGAGAUCCUCCUGACCGGCUCAUCCGUGGCACUUCUAAAUCUCUUCUCAAUCACCAUUGGCAUACGGACUCGGCCUGUAUCUUUGCGUGGCGUGCUGAGCGGGGAGCAAGUAACCUUGGCACCUAUACAUGGGAUUGGCGUAUAAGAAACAAGAGAGGGAUUUAGGUUAUGGAAGCUGAGACGCGGUGAGGACUUAGUGAUGUAGCAGAGUGCUGUGGCGUUGUCAUUGGAGUGUAUGCCAGGUCAGCACCGGUGUAGCAGCAGCAGCAGCAGCAGCAGCGUCGUGUUCAGGUCAGCACAGUGGUUGGAUUUGUGUUGCAGAAAAGAAAAGAAAAAAAUUGUGGUCAAAUGCGUGACACUGUCCUAAACAUAAGGACACAAGUGUCGUGAUGGGAGGGGUGGGGGAGGGUAGAUGGGUUGGGGGGAAAUCAUAUUUUCUUAUGACACUUUAGUUCAAUGAGAAGCAGCUGCACUAUGGGGAGCUGUAUAAAUAUAUAAAUAUAUUAUAUAUAAUUAUAUAUAUAUAGACCUUUUUAUGCAAGAGGAGUAGUGAUGAUGAUAAGAAUUUCCUUCUGAUCAGAUCGUCCGGAAAGAAUGUCAAUCACUAGACACAACGUAUAUCCACACACACCUAUAUAUACAUAUAUAUACACUAUGUGUAUGUCUGUAUUAUACACGUGUGUGAAUAUAUCUGUGUGUGCUGAGCAGGUGGGUACUGACUGCACCCAGGUCUCCUAUUACACGUUAUAGGGGUUCAUUUUGGCUUUUCCUUUCCAUUUCAUGUUAUGAUUUUUUUUCCCCUCCCCCAGACUUUGCUGUAACUCAGCAUUUCUCAACCAGGGUGCCUCCUGCUGUUGCAAAACUACAACUAAGGCUGUCCGGGCAUGCUGGGAGUUGUAGAUUUGCAAUUGCUUGGAGGCACCCUGGUUGAGAAAUGCUGAGUUAGAGCAACAGCUGGAGGCACCCUGGUUGAGAAAUGCUGAGUUAGAGCAACAGCUGGAGGCACCCUGGUUGAGAAAUGCUGAGUUAGAGCAACAGCUGGAGGCACCCUGGUUGAGAAAUGCUGAGUUAGAGCAACAGCUGGAGGCACCCUGGUUGAGAAAUGCUGAGUUAGAGCAACAGCUGGAGGCACCCUGGAUGAGAAAUGAGCAACAGCUGGAGGCACCCUGGUUGAGAAAUGCUAAGUUAGAGCAACAGCUGGAGGCACCCUGGUUGAGAAAUGCUGAGUUAGAGCAACAGCUGGAGGCACCCUGGUUGAGAAAUGCUGAGAUAGAGCAACAGCUGGAGGCACCCUGGUUGAGAAACAUAGCUGUAACUGGUGCAAGCAAAAAAGGUGUUGUAGCCGCAGACAUGUAUGGUAGGUAGGAAGCUUAUCUGGCUUCUAUGGGCUUUAGCAUUUUUAUUUUUGCGCUGCACCCGUUUUCAACAUUGCGUGUAGUCUGUAUCAAGGGGCAGUAUACAGAGGUGAACCCUGCUGUAUAUAUAUAGUUUUUUUUUUUUUUUUCUUCCCCUCCAGUCAGUAUACAGAUUUUCCUCUGCUGUAUAUAAAAGGGAGUAUAUGCCAUCGGUAUACCAGGAUGCACAUGUAUACUGAAGGGCUGUAUACUCUCCUCGCACACUUCUGCUGUAUUCAUAGAAGGGCCUGUCUGUGCUGUUUUUAUAGCAAGGGUUAACCAGCGACAUGAGUCCGGGUGUGUCUGUAAGGUUUGCUAUAAUAAUAGGCACUGCAGAGGGCAUGGAAGGUCUGUGUCUAUAUAGCAGGGCAGCAGUGUAGGGAUAGUAUAUGUAUAUUUGAUGUACAUCGUCCUAUGUACAAAGGCGAAUGGUCACUAUGGUGACGCAGCGCCGUUAUAGGGAGGCCCGCUGCUAUAUACAUGCAGUGGGGGAAGUUUAUUAAAACUGAUGCACAUUUAAGAGUUGGGAGGGCACGUUGCCCAGAAUACCCAGAUUCUGAUUAUUUUUCACAAAAAUCAAGUCAGAUUUUUAGAAAUUUGCGCCAUUUUACUAUUUUCCUUUUUCAUUUGACUUCAGUUUUCCUAAAUAUCCCUGAAAUGAUGUGUGUUGUCAGGAUCAUGAUGCGUGGGAUUGGCCCCCUCCUGUGUGACAUAUUCUGCAGCGGGGGGGGGGGGAGGUUCGCCUGCUAAUCACAUUGCUUUGAGUUUCGAUGCUGUAUUUCGUGUGGGUGACCCAUCUGCCCCUGAAACAAACAUGCUGCAUUAUAUAGUGCUACUAAGCUUUCCUAUUCCAAGGUGCUGCAGCACACAGACUCUGGCUAGGCCUGGCUGAUUGUUCCUUUCGUGGCUCCUGUAGCGGGGGCCCACAGUCCCGGUCUGCACUUGGUGGCAGUGGGGGGGGGGGGGGGGGGAGGGAUUGGUGAACACGAAUCAGUGCGUCCCAUCAUAACCUGAAUUCUUGGAGGCAGUGCGGAAGGGGUUAAGUAUACCACGGUGCGGGCCUGCAUUGAUGCACAGUACUCCUUCCCGAUGUUCUUAGAAGAGAUGGACUGUUUCACGGCGGCACUAACCAAUCCUGUGUACUCUGCCAGGGAGAAUGAACAAUGUAAGGGAGAGACGGUCCUCGUGUCCACUCCCUGCCACCAGCGUAGCCACAGAUCGGAUGGUGGAGACAUCUUGCGCUCAUAUUUUUUGUUUGUUCAGAGAGAAAGAGGACUGAGACAGAACAGACAUGUUGAUCAUGUGCAAUAUUUCUUACUGUAAUGAAAUAAAAAAAGAAA
Hyla sarda is the source of this 10882-nucleotide messenger RNA. It is a transcript of the gene CIC, whose product is annotated as capicua transcriptional repressor. Gene Ontology annotation, cellular component: nucleus. Gene Ontology annotation, biological process: regulation of transcription by RNA polymerase II. The transcript is spliced from 22 exons. Lineage: Eukaryota; Metazoa; Chordata; Amphibia; Anura; Hylidae. The record is from RefSeq and is a predicted model, not a curated record. The coding region runs from base 341 to 7927 and encodes 2528 amino acids. Gene Ontology annotation, molecular function: DNA-binding transcription factor activity, RNA polymerase II-specific; RNA polymerase II transcription regulatory region sequence-specific DNA binding.